AUGUCUCAGGAUACGUGGUUACAGAAUUACGAUGCCACUUGUCGGCUGGCGCAAGAAAUUGCUGAAAAUAUCCAUGAACGCAACAGACAGCAAAGAACAGGGGGAAACCCAGCCAAGAUCAACAUGACACUAAGGGCAUCCCUUCAGAAACUCAAACAAAGUAUUCCCCAACUUAAAGAGAGUUUGCUGAGGGCUUCUUCGUCACGGCGCAUAAUGCAGUCCGAAGCAGACAGGCGACAGAAUCUAAUCGACGACCUGCUGACCAGAGAAAAGCAACUCAAUGCCACUUUUAAAGGCGACAUCCCUGAACCAGCUCCAUCCAGGUCCACAUUAAUGGCAGGAGGAUCAGGAGCAAGCGAAGGAGUAUCAGCCAACCCGUGGCUCAUUAAUGAACCAGAGGAAACAAGGGGGCUGACUUUUGGAGAGAUUAAACAACAGCAGCAACGAAUCAUUGAAGUCCAGGAUGCAGGACUUGAUGCACUAGCAGCAGUCAUCAGCCGACAGAAGAUAAUGGGGCAGGAAAUUGGCAAUGAACUGGAUGAACAGAACGAAAUCAUCGAUGACCUUGCACAUCUGGUGGAUAAGACUGAUGGCCGGAUUCACAAUGAGACACGACGAGUGCAGCUGUUGGACAAAAAGUCAGCUUCUUGUGGCGUCAACGACCCACUGAUGCAGCAAGCCAAACCCACACUUGCACAGAGUACGCAUGCUCCUGUCACAUAUAUUACAUCACCGCCCAUUAGAGGAAUGAUGGUGGUGAUUGUGUUGCUGCUUAUUGCGAUCAUCGUGGUAGCUGUGUGGCCUGUGUAG
Messenger RNA from Nerophis lumbriciformis (worm pipefish), 810 nucleotides. NCBI's taxonomy places the organism in Eukaryota, Metazoa, Chordata, Actinopteri, Syngnathiformes, Syngnathidae. The record is from RefSeq and is a predicted model, not a curated record.